GUGGUAACAGGAAGAGUCUGUCGGGAGAGCGAGGCCCAGUGAGUUGGUAGAAUAGAGGAAGACGAUACGGAUUUUCAACCACACACAGACACUACGACACGCAAAUUGACACGCGCACAUGUACAAGCCAACGGAACUCUCGACAUAACUUUAGUUUUUGAAAUAUCGUCGCACUUGUUUUUCCCUUGAAUAUACACAUACACACACACUGACUGAUAAUAUAACGUGACUGAGCCUAAGGAUUACACUCAUCAUCGAAAGAUGAGAGCACCUGUGGACCGCUAGCAAGACUUCAAGUAAGUGUCAAACGGUCAAAAAAAUGCAUCGCUGCCAUCCCUCCCACUUCAAACGGAUUGAACGUCUUUGGCCGUCAGUGGCAGCCAAUGAGGUGUGCGUACCUUGACCACCUGGCGGCAAUACAAUACAAAAGGCAUAAACGUAAUGGAGCCAGUCUCAACUCAUCAUAGAAGAUAAAGAAUAUAUGCCUACAUCGAGCGUAUGACGUGGCACUCGCGAGGUUUCCGCCCCAUCGCCAUGUUGGAAGCAGGAAGUUCGGUGUCAGAACUCCGGGAAACAUAAACAGUGAGGCAUUUCGACUCAGGUCGCUCUUUAAAAAUGAUUGGAAAUUAUUGUUCGGUAAAGAAUUGCAACAACCGAUCGAAUAGAAAGGAGAAUGUACAGCUCGACGGAACCCUUUCGCUGCUCAGCCUUCGCCGCGUACAGACGCACUCUGAAGCACUCUCUUAUCUUAACCGAUAAGCGCUCAGGGCCAGCAAGCUCGACUCCCAGUAUGGCGCCAAAGAAUUUGAAACCUGGAGACUUGGAUGAAAUAAAAUCCUCCAUACUGAAGUUGGAGGUCUCCUUGACUGGCUUGAUUCAAAACCAGAAUCAAGAAAUCGUCAGAGAGCUCCAUUUAAUUCGCGCUGAAAAGGAGAAACUCAAGCAGGCGGUCGAGGAGAGAGAUGUUCGCAUCAAGAAGCUGGAAAUUUUGGCUGACGAUCUCGACCAGUGCCGACGCGCAAAUGAGCUCAUCAUUUCUGGAUUACAACUGACGCCUGGCCCAGGGGACACAGUGGCGCAACUGGCAAUUGCUAAGCUGAAAGAGUUUGGAAUAAACAUGGAACCGCUGGACAUCCGUUGCUGCCUUCUGCUCCCAUCUGGGGGGAGAGGACCGGCGACAGUGCUCAUGAAGCUGGCAGACCACAAGACCAAGACUGCCCUGCUUAACCAGCACCGCCACCUGAAAGGGUCGAAGAUUUUUUUGAAUGACAACUUGACUCGCCGAAAUGCUGAAAUUGCAAGAAAAGCACGUCAACUCAAGAAAGCUGGGAAAAUAGCCAACACCUGCGUCUCGGAUUGCAGGAUCCUUGUCAAGACGCAAGAUAUGAAGAUUAAAGCUAUUACGAGUCUUGACCAAUUGACUACAAUAGCUGGAUAACUGUAAAUACUACACAGCUGACCAGUAAAACAACUCGUGGAUGUGGACGGUAAGCUGAAACUUAUCAACGGCAGGAGUUACAAGAAUCUUGAACACAUUAAGGAUUAUCUACUAAAGACAACAAAGGCUCUGACUUUAAUUUGCACGGAUAUAACAUGACACAAAAG
This is a messenger RNA of Corythoichthys intestinalis (scribbled pipefish), 1605 nucleotides long. RefSeq lists its product as uncharacterized. The transcript has 4 exons. The record is from RefSeq and is a predicted model, not a curated record. Lineage: Eukaryota; Metazoa; Chordata; Actinopteri; Syngnathiformes; Syngnathidae. The coding region runs from base 674 to 1438 and encodes 254 amino acids.